AUGGAUCUUAAAGAACUUACAGAACGCCAUCUAGACCUGCAAACCAGAUCGAUGAGAGAUACUUUAGUGAUCAGUGGUAUUAUUGAAACAGAUGAGGAAGAUACAGAAGCCAUACUCAAGAAAUUUAUAGAACAAGAAUUGCAGAUCACAGACGACAUCCAGUUCGAUCGUGUACAUCGAGUGGGAAGACGACUUAGAAAUAAACACAGACCCAUUGUUGCAAAAUUUGUACUAUGUAAAGAUAGGGAACGGGUUCGAAAGGCAGCACUACGUCUUGCAGGAAAAUUGUUCAGCAUCAGUGAGCUAUUUCCCAGAGAAAUAAAUGAAAGGCACAAAUUACUGUAUCCUCAAUACAAGUUGGCCAAACAACAGGGACGACGUGUUACCAUGAUCGCGGACAAGCUGUUUAUAAAUGGAAAUCCCGUACACGUCAAUCCCAGACCAAUCCACCAACCCAAUCAUCUCAACAGUCCGUACAGAAGUGGCGCUGCAGAAUCACGCGCAGCGCAGAAGAAAAGUGUAAAUGCGCCCCCGAAAGUAGGAUAG
Molecule: messenger RNA, 546 nt
Organism: Ostrea edulis (European flat oyster)
Lineage: Eukaryota; Metazoa; Mollusca; Bivalvia; Ostreida; Ostreidae
Exons: 1
Coding region: 1-546 (181 amino acids)
Source: RefSeq, a predicted model, not a curated record